AUGAGUGCUGACAUACCAGACCGUGGACCACUCGUCCGAGUGGUAACUGCAGUUGUGAUCACUUUGUCUACUGUGGUUGUACUUUUGCGGUUUAUUUCUCGUGGUCUUAUUGUGCGACACCUUAGUGGCGAAGAUUACUGCUUGCUUCUGGCCUGGCUUAUCGCCAUCGGUCUUUCGGCUUCUGUCAUCCUUGCGACGACUAAUGGCCUGGGGAGGUAUGAUAGCGACAUUCCCAGCGACUGGGAGUAUCGGCUUCUGCAAUGGACAUACGUCUUUACUGUGCUCUAU
Messenger RNA from Aspergillus viridinutans, 288 nucleotides. RefSeq lists its product as uncharacterized. The transcript is spliced from 2 exons. Lineage: Eukaryota; Fungi; Ascomycota; Eurotiomycetes; Eurotiales; Aspergillaceae. The record is from RefSeq and is a predicted model, not a curated record. The annotation marks the transcript as partial.